AUGGAGACCUCUGAUAGCAAGCCGGAAGAGGCUGUAGAGCAUCAGGAAAUUCCUCCAUCUCCUCAAGAUGCUGUAACGGCGCGUACGAAGGCCGAGGAGGCUGCCACACAAGAUGGUGACCGGAAUGCGGCAGUUGCCGUCAAUAAUGAGGAUAGUGAUCCGCCGGAGAAGGUAUCGGCGUCUACAUUGAUGGCAGUUUUUUUUAUGGGUCUGUCAUAUGUAGCCGCCAUUUCUUGCGGUCUUGUUAUGCCAGCAGGAAUUGUAUCGCAAAUCGGCACCGCGCUAGGAGACAUGGAGAAUAUUGUAUGGAUUCCUGGAGGUUGGGGCGUUGCUUCUGCGGUCUCCUUUUCUAUUGCUGGUCGUUUGAGUGAUAUUUUUGGUCGUCGAUACGUCCUCAUCUCAGGGCAGGCAUUGACAUUGAUCGGCUCGAUCGUCGGGGCGACUGCGCAUAAGACAACUAUCGUCGCUGCGGGCUCGACCAUUAUCGGAUUCGGUGCCGGCGUCAUUUUUGUCUCCUAUCCCGGUAUCUCGGAGCUAUUGCCAAACAAAUACCGUGGAAUGGGCAUUGCCUGGACAGAGUUCUGCCUGAAUGUACCGUGGGCAGGCCUGGGAGUCCUGAUCGCUCAAGAAUUUGUGAUCCACGCCUCCUGGCGUUGGAUCUACUACGUCGGUAUAAUCUAUGCAGCUAUCUCUAUGACCGGUACAGCCGUCUCCUAUUUCCCACCGUCCCGGCCUCGAGGCGACUAUGAUAAAUCGCGAUGGCAGGAGUUCAAAGAGCUUGAUUUCGUGGGUCUGUUCCUUUUCUGUGGAGGAUUGACCUUGUUCUUGGUUGGAAUCACCUACCUCGGAAAGAGCUCCUAUUCAGUAGCUGUCGUAGCAUCGACCACGGUCAUUGGAGGUCUGCUCUUGGCCGCCUGUCUAGCAUAUGAUUUCACCAUUGCGCGAGACCCGAUUUUCCCACUCAGGCUCUUUGUCAUGUUCCGCGAAUUCACGGUACAUCUCAUUAUUCUGUUUGUAGCGGGCAUGAUUUGGCAGGCGAUCACCACACUCGGGCCUCAGGGUACCCUAUACAUGUUCACUAAUGACCCUAUCCGCAUUGGUGUGCUCCAAAUCCCUAAUAAUAUCUCCGGUUUACUUGGUGGAUGGAUCAUGCCAUCCCUCGUGCACAAGAUCAAGCACGUCCGGGAACAAAUUCUCUUCGCUCUUCUCAUGGAAACCGUAUUCACGGCAUGCUACGCCGCUGUCGUACCGAAUCACGAGAUUGCGUGGUCCGUCAUGCAGCUAUUCGGCCAAUCUUGCUUCACUUGGGUGACAUUACUUGCGUAUGUGUCAUCAGGUCUUUUUGUUCCUCAAGAAGACUUUGGUGUCUCUGCCGGUCUGAUAGGUACCUUCCGAAGCGCAGGCAACAGUGUCGGCAACGCUAUUUUCUCUACUAUUUUGACAUCGCAGGUGAACAAGCAGAUGCCAAAGCGAGUUGCCGAAGCAGCCAUCCAGAACGGCUUUCCGGCCGCUCGUAUCGGUGAAUUAAUCCCAGCUGUGGUAGAGAAUGCAGUUGGUGUUCCGCAUGCAUUCGCUUCGAUUCCGGAGGCCACCUCCAGCGUGAUUUCGGCCACUUCACGUGCAUUCAAGGAGGCAUAUGCAUACUCGUUCCGCCGAGUGUUCUAUGCUACCAUCCCAUUUGGUGUUAUUGCCCUAGGUUUUGCGUGGUUCGUCAAGGACCCAAGCCCGCUUUUGAAUAAUCACGUCGCUGUACACCAGGAACGAGAAAUCCUGUCCGGAAAACGAGUGCUCUCAGCACGAGAACAGGAACAUAUCGAAAAACGAGACAUCCCUGCGUAG
Messenger RNA from Talaromyces stipitatus ATCC 10500, 1839 nucleotides. Its product is annotated as efflux pump antibiotic resistance protein, putative. The transcript is spliced from 4 exons. Gene Ontology annotation, cellular component: membrane. Gene Ontology annotation, biological process: transmembrane transport. The record is from RefSeq and is a predicted model, not a curated record. Bases 1 to 1839 code for a protein of 612 amino acids. Gene Ontology annotation, molecular function: transmembrane transporter activity. NCBI's taxonomy places the organism in Eukaryota, Fungi, Ascomycota, Eurotiomycetes, Eurotiales, Trichocomaceae.